Corticium candelabrum is the source of this 1712-nucleotide messenger RNA. RefSeq lists its product as uncharacterized. Gene Ontology annotation, molecular function: acyltransferase activity, transferring groups other than amino-acyl groups. NCBI's taxonomy places the organism in Eukaryota, Metazoa, Porifera, Homoscleromorpha, Homosclerophorida, Plakinidae. Bases 59 to 1348 code for a protein of 429 amino acids. The transcript has 13 exons. The record is from RefSeq and is a predicted model, not a curated record.
UUUGAAGCGUUGCCGCGGAAACGUUCAACUUUGUGCCAUUCUGAAACUCCAGAUAGACAUGAUGAGUGUAAUGCCGGUUGUAGUCAACUUUCGUCGUCUUAUAGUGGAGAAAGAGCUGGACAGCACAGCCGUGGACGGGGUUCUAAACAGAGACCUGCUGCACGCAGUUGUGGCUUUGUACGAUCAGUCGUUGCCCGAUGUUACGUCAGACAUCAUUUACAGUCACGUGUGCCGUUCUGCAUCGAAGACUCUACUUUUCAUCCGUGACAAGGAAGGAGUAUUGCAAGAAGUUAUUAAGAAAGGUGCUACUGAGGUGACAGACAUCAAGCAGAAUGAUGUUACAGUUGGAACUUUAACCGGGAAUGGAGAUUUAUGUCAAGGAAGUAGUAAUGGCAAAGGCAUCAAUGAAGAUGAGAAACAAGAGAAUGGAUUUGAUAAUGAGGACCAAAAUGCAGAAAGUUCUGAUGAAGAACCAGGACUGUUUGAUGAUGUCUACAGUGACACAUGUGAGAGCAGUGAUGACAGCAAUGAAAGCACUGAAGAGGAGGAAGAUCUCUCUAUUGGUUCCAAAGAGUUUGUUGCAUCAGUAAAGCGGCGGCGUGCAUUAAGAAAUGCUGGAAAGUUUACUGAUGAUUGUGUUGGCAUCGAAUCUCGUUUGGCUGGAGCAGCAUCUAUUGAAAGGCUAGUUGGAAAGGAUGAGCAAGGAGUGUUGCAGCUUUCUUUGAUAGCAGUGCGGAAACGGUAUCGUCGAAGAGGUCUUGGUAGGCGGCUUCUUAAUAUGGUUAAAGAAACUUCAAUAUCGGGCAAUUGUAGCUCCAUAAUUGCUUAUGUUGACCAUGCUGCACUACAAUUCUUUCGUAAACAUGGAUUUACAGAUGACGUUAUCAUUAGUAGCAAAUUCAAACACAUAGCUGAGCACUGGGAGAACAGCACUUUUAUGUGUUACCUUCCUCCAUUCUCAGAUCUUAAAGCCAGCGGUACUAGUACAGCUGCACAAGAUGUUGCAGCAGUUUGUUUGCUUGAAAAUGAUAUCUCAGAAUGGAAGCAGAUGAAUUUGGAAGCACAACAGAAACUGGUUGUCAUGAUGGAGCGAACGAGGCAUCAACUGUUAGAAAUGUCUGUAAAGAUACGAACCCAAGAUGAGACGAUAUCACAGCUACAGCAACAAGUAAAUGAACUGGGUCAAGAAAAGGAGCAAUUGGCAAAGGAAUUAGAUGACUACAGACAGAUAUCUCAUUCUUCAUUUAAGUCAGCAGUUGCAGCAAUUUCUGAGCGUUUUCUAGAUUUGGCAAUACCAGACUCUAAAUGUGAUGGUACAAGAGAGAUGCACAACGAAGAAGUGGUUUAAUAUAAUUAAACAAGGCCAUGUUGAAGACAUGGUGAAUAUGUGAUGGAGACUUACACGUAUGCUGGAUUGUUUGAUUUGCAAGAGUUAUUUUGUGUAAAUAAGUAUUAAGUUUUCUUCUAUUUAAUGAACACUGCAGUCUUGCAUUCAUGAGUUUUUGUCAACACUAUAGGGAGUACUAUAGAGUGAAAUACAGAGAGGCAGGAAAACAGACAGUCAAACAGACAGACAAACAGACAGAUUGCUUUUCUACUCAGAAACUGUAGCCAAAUGACCAUGCAGUCUUGAUGUGCUUUCAGCACUGCGCUGAGGAUUGAAUAUCCAGGAAAGCUGAAAGUGCAGCGAGACCUGUCAGGAGGCUACUAAG